This is a messenger RNA of Caenorhabditis sp. 36 PRJEB53466, 7424 nucleotides long. The record is from the annotation of a GenBank genome assembly. NCBI's taxonomy places the organism in Eukaryota, Metazoa, Nematoda, Chromadorea, Rhabditida, Rhabditidae.
AUGGACGAUCCGUCGAUGAUGCCCGAUUUAUCCCAUCUAUCGGCUGAAGAACGAGAAAUAAUAGAGCAAGUAAGUUGUCUAUCCCGAUGCAGUUCAAGAGAGUAGUUGGCGCGGUGAGAGCUCUCUGUCUCGGAGCAUGACGGACCCCCGGGGGGAGAGCGAGAAAAGGGAGGGGGUAUUACUUACAACGCCGUGAGCACGCAAAAUAAUGGAUAUGCAAUCAAACGAGUUUGUGCUCUUAUGUACAUUCGACAAGAAAAUUGGCAUGAUAUCAUGCAUACACACACACUCUCAGCGCUCCGGGGCCUUAGAUACUCACUCAAGACACUUGACACGUUUUUUUUCAGGUCUUCAAACGACAGAGGGAUGAAGAGGCCAAAGAAACACAAAUGUCUCAGUGAGUAUCUUGAAUGAAAUUGCUUCUUGAGUCUCUCAUUGUCACGCCCCACCCCACUCCGAUUACAGAAAGGCGACGGAAGAGCUGUCAGAGCUGGACAAGCAGAUAAACGAGAGGAAAGAGACAUCGAAGAAGUUGAUCGGCACACAAGAUGACGCGAUCUGUCAAAUCUGUCAGAAGACCAAAUUUGCGGAUGGAAUUGGUAGGUUUAAGCAGAUUCUGCCAAAAAAAAGUCCCCUAUGCCUGCUUACCCCCUUAAAAUAAAAUGCAUCAAUUUAGCAACAGAUGAGAGGAUUUUUCCAGGCCACAAGUGCUUUUAUUGUCAAUUGCGUAGCUGUGCGAGAUGCGGAGGUAGAGCACAGAGCAAGAACAAGGUAGGAGAAAGAAAAAGGGCGAAAGGAAAUGUUGGAUGAAUGCGUUUGAAUAGAAUAAACGACAACAGAUAGAAAUGGAAAGGAAGGGGGGGGGGGUCUAAACUAAAAGAGAUAGGCACAUGAUUUCUGGCUUCUUUUUUGGGCUGCACAAGGAAUUGGACAUAACUUCCGAGAAGAAGAUCCCGGAGAUUUUCGCGCUUGCUUUAUUACUGUCUGGUACAAAAAGAAUAGAAAAUCAGAAAAAUCCACCUGUCGCCUCGGGUAGCGAUAAUGAUAUCAUUGUUAUUUCCCCUUAUAAUAUAAUAAUAAUAAUAAUAAUGUCAAGGUAGGGAGAACAAUACAAUCUAUUGUUUCGCAAAGUAGUUUGCUGAAUAGAAAGGAUUAGCCCCCUCUUUUUUGCUGCCAUGAGGAGGAGUAGAGUGAAUCAAGAAAAGAGAAGAGAGAAAAAAGCUUUCAGGCAAUCUGGGCUUGUUCGUUGUGCCAGAAACGUCAACAAAUUCUGGCUAAAACCGGCAAAUGGUUCCAACCCGAAGAGCCGCCACUGCAGAAAAUUAGCGUUUCUGAGCCAAGUCCUUCACCACAACCACUAACUCAAACGGCCGAGCAAGCACCGCAAACGCAACAGCAGCAGCGACAAGCGGAACCACCGGACAAAAUGUGAGUUGAAACUUUGUUUUCUCUUUUCUUCCUAUUAAACUGUGCAAUGCAAUUCUCUUCAGGCACAAUCAAAACUACCAGCACCAAGACCAGAUGGGAAUGCCCAUACAGCCGAAUCAACAUCCACCAGUCCAGAUGAUGGCUCCCAACCAACAUCCACAACAGCAGAAUCAGCAUCCUAACAUGAAUUCGAAUUCGUUUAAUCAAGUUCCUAAUAAUCAUCAGCAAAUGAAUAAUCGGAGGCCGAUGCAACAUCAGCAGUCUUUGAAUCAACAGCAACAUCCUCAGAAUCAGAAUCAGAAUCAGAACCAAAAUCCACUUCAAAAUCAGAACCAAAACCAAAACUUUCGGAAUCAGGUGAGCUAUAAAGAGUAUUCAAGAUAAAUAUCCCUUUUUUCCUCGAAUAGAAUGGACGGGUCGUGGAAGCGAAACCUCUUGAAAGUAGCGGUUUGCAGGCCGGUCCCAACCAACAUCAUCAGCACCAUCAAAAUCAGAGACCAAAUGACAAUCGGAACAUGAAGCAACAUCCUCAACAACCGCCCACGCAGCAGCAGCAGCAGCAACAAAACACUAAUCAGUUUCAAGGCAAUGCUCCGGGAGGACAGACGCAACUUCAUCAGCACGGCCCACAACAACAGCCUUCCCAUCAUCAACGUAAGAGCUUUCCGAGAGAAGUAAAAAAACGGAAAAGGGAGGAAGAGAAGAGAAAGAGAAAAAGAGAGAGAAAUUGAAAUGCAAAGUUUUUUAGUAGUAUAGGAUAAUUUUAGAAAUGGGUGAGCAGCGGACGGAUAACAACAGAAUGAGAGAUGGCGGCGGCGGUGGCGGGAUGUUCAACAAGCAGCCUUCAUUAGAGGUACGUCGGGCCGCAAAUGAAAGAUUUCUAAUAUCUAAAAACGAGGAUGUCACGAUGGGCGAUACCAGCGCUGGUCGAAAUUAGAUUUGUGGCGGGUCUAGAGGCAUUUCAGACGAUCUUUGAGAGAAGCAACGAGAUUUUCCAAUAAAACCGAGCCUUUCCUUUUCUUUUCAGCGGACCGCUUCUAUAAACAAGUACAAUCAAGGGCGGAUAGAGGAAGAUAGCAUGAACCGGUUAGAGAAUUACUUUAAGCUCAAAUCUGAACGAAACCUUUUUGUAGACCGACAUUUUAUACUGGUACCUCUGAAAGUGACCAACGGCAGUACGACGGGCAAAUUCCACAAAAUUCUCAUAAUCAAAAUCAGAAUCAGCAGCAAAAUCUCAGGAAGAGCACUGGUAAUCGGGUAACGGAAGAAGACUAUGCGAGUUCAUCUCAUUUUGAGUCUAAAAAACGUAAUGAGCAUAAGGAGAGUUCGGAAACAAAAUUUGCCAUUUUUCAGAGCGUAAUCACAAUAAAUCUCAACAGCAACAGCAGCCAAGCACACCAGGCGUACGGGCAUGUCCACCAAACGACGACCAUCUGAAUCGAGUGAAAAAUCGGCUGCAUAGGUUAGUAGCUGUAAUUUAGCUAAUGGAAGUAAGACAUUGAUACUAACUCGUGACUCACUCACAAGUCACAGGUUGGAAGACAAUUAGCUAAUGCCCUUUUCCUUGUCUUUCCCUUUUACCCGCUUUUGUGGCCGACUCUCCCAAAGCUGCUUUGUUUUUUGUUCAUUUGCCAUUCCGACUCGUUUCCUUCCUGCAAGUUCUCUUCUCGGUCCUUGCAUACUUGAAGAAGCUGGCUGAACAAGCGAGCCGAAGGGAGCGGCGCUUCGGUUUUAAUGCAAAUUUUUAAUGAGUCGUGCCCGCCGUUGCCUCUUAGUCCCCAUUAACUGCAUUUUGUGACAUCUCCAUCGCUCUUUCUGCCAGCAUCUAUCCAUCUGUUUUUGUUCCAGACAACUCCGGUCGAUGUCUUCUUCUGAAGAAGACAUCAUCGCCGGCGGCGGUGGGAACACUUUGAAAAUGUCGACGUCGGCUGUCGUGGCGGCCGGCGGAAAAACCGCAUUCCAUGAUGAUAUGGGCGCAUCAAAUGUGCAGAGGUUGUCCGAGGAAUGCAAUUCUGAAAAGGGUUUGUGUGCGUGCGCUCGAAAUCCCAUGUUGACGUUUUGAUGAGUUUUUCAGACCUCCUCCGAUAUAUUUAUGGCGAUCAUAAAAACGCGGAUUCAACGUCGUCUUCUGGACCAGUCGGUCCCGGAAUGAAGAGUAAAACGCACGUUGCUCGUGAGGGGUCUUACCAAAGACUUUUAGACAUGCAAGCUAAUCGGAGACGUGACAAAUCGCUGUCCUUGUCGCCAUCGCGCAAUGAUCAUUUUGGGACGGGCAAUAUAUCCGGCGGGGAUUUACUGGCAUCACGAAUACGAACGUUUCUAUCAGUAAGAAUGAAAUGAGGUACACGCAUACGUAUUUUAUUCAGCAUCCUGUUACCUGGCAACCGUCCGCAGAUCAAAAACGGCUAAUAGGUCAUAUGAUCCUCCAUCGAACAGAAACUGCGGCCAACGGAGAUCUCGGAUUGAAAAUAGUGGGUGGCCGACGGACGGAUACCGGGAAACUGGGCGCAUUCAUUACCAAAGUUAAGCCGGGCAGCGUCGCGGACACCAUUGGAAGACUCCGUCCUGGUAAUGAGUUUUCUAAAACGGGACACAACGACCAAAACGGGAAUGAGUUUGUUUCAGGGGACGAAGUCGUCGAGUGGAAUGGCCAGUCGUUACAAAACGCAACUUAUGAACAAGUUUACGAUAGCAUUGCCGCCAGCAGAUAUGAUACCUCCGUCGAGUUAAUUGUUAGUCGGAGUGCAAUGUAAGCAAUUGAGUUUGUUUGAAAUGUUUUCGAGUUGAUCAAAUUCAGUAUCCCUGGUGGUGAUGACUUUCUAAACCUGACCACUUCUCAAAUGUCCUCGUCCACAUUUUCCCGAGCCGCAUCUGCUUACCCACCUCAAUAUCAGCGACAGCUGCCUAAUCCCGAACUUUUUCUUGGUAUUCAACUCAAAUGUGUUUCUUUCUGUAUGUUUUCAAUGUUUUCCAGAUGUCCAUCCGGCUCUUCAAUCCCAAUUAAUGCCUCACUCGCAGUCGGCAGUCUUCCCUCACAAUAACACGUUGACCUCGCGCAAUCGAUCAACGUCAAGCUAUUACUACACAGGUAAACCUAUAUUUAGCAAUUGGCAAUCUGUUUUCCGAUAUAUUUCACUUUUCACCUGUCGGCAACGGGGGGCAGGUGCUUGACGAAAUUGGGGAGAGCGCUGCGAGGGGUUUCGAGAAAUAAAAAUAAAAUGAAAGAAGGGUUUCAGACGUGCCGGAUCUCGGAAUUCCAAACAUCCGCGAGCUUCCGGACCAUCAAUCUUACGGAACUGGUCAUAUCUUCGGACGGAUAGAAAUUUCAUUUGUGUACUCUCAUCAUGAUAGACAACUCUCGAUUGCACUUAUCCAAGGAUUCGAUCUACCACCACGAUCCGACGGAGCACCGCGAAACCCAUACGUUAAAAUUUUUCUGUUGCCGGAUAGAAGUGAAAAGUCACGAAGGCAGUCCGCAGUAAUUGCUGAAACGUUGAUGCCGGCGUGGAACGAGAUUUUCACGUACAGCGGUCUCACUGAGCCCAUGCUUAUGCAGAGAGUUCUUGAGGUUUUCAUAUAUUUAAACGAUUUUCAAAAGUUCAUAUGUCUUUUUCAGUUGACCGUGUGGGACUACGAUAAAUUUGGCACAAACAGCUUCCUCGGAGAAACGUUGAUUGAUCUUGCGUCAAUGCCGCUUGACGGAGAGCAUUCGUUAAUGUGCGUUCUUGUCGACAUGGACGACGACAAUCCGUUGCGAACGGUAAUUGCUCUUUCCCUUUUUGAGAUACAUGUCAUUUGACUCCCGUUUUGCAGCGAUUAAAAUUGCGAAAAGCUUCGUACAACGCGCCAACACGACGUCCGCAGUCCGAGCUCAACUACUACGAUCACUCGUCCAACUAUUAUAACCACAUCAGUCAAAACAUGGACAGGAAUCAUCAUCAUGACGAGGAAAACGAUGAAUACAUUGAUGACGACGAGCUCGAGAACGACAUUGACCUGGCAUCGGGCGGUGCAGCGCGGAAAAGUCGGGCGUACCGGAGAGAGAAGGGAAUGUACGGUCACGGAUACUCUGAUUGGACACAGAACCAUGCUAGGCAAUCUGGUUACACUUCGGAUCACAGUUACGGCCGCCAGACUUUAACGGGCCGCGCUUACAAUCGACGCCAACAACGAAGGCCGAGAAGUGCAACUGCACUAUCGCAGAGUAAGUGCCACAAAAGUGCCGACGCCGGGUUGCAUGAGAAAUGGGGGGUGACGAAAGAGAGGAUGAAUAUGCAGAUUAGGAGAGGGAGCGUCGAAUCAAACCAACCGAACCAAGCUCUUCUCAAUUAUUCAUGAGCUUCUUCAUCUUUCAUGCUUUCAAAUGCCUUCUUUUUUUAGUGGAGAGAGAAGAAAUGUACGAUCCGAGACGGAAGCCGGGGGAUGAGGACGACUACUCGAUGAGAGAUUCGUGAGUGAAAUGAAAUCCUCGGUGGUAAUGCAUCUGAAACGCUUUUCUCGGUGCUUUUAGUGUUCGCCAUGGCUCGCAGUAUUACUUGAGUGACCAACCGUUGUACGAAGAUGGCCGCUACAAGAUUUCGCAAGGCCAAAUGAUGCCGCAACCGCCGCAGCAUAAUCAGCAACAACAGCCACAUCCGUCGACGUCGCAAGCUCAUCAUCAACACCCAAUGCAGCCGGGUAUUCAGCAGCAACAGCAAGGAGCUCAUCAACAUAUUCCACCACAACAAAAUCAGCAUAUGAUGCCGCCGUUGCCUGCUCAGGGAUAUUAUAGUGAUGGCAGUGAAACGUUAAGUAUGCAUUCGACAAAUAGCAUGCCCACUACGUAUGUCACGAAUAAAGUGUUGAAUGGGCAGUGUGCAUCUUUCAGAUUAACGACUAUCAAUAGGAGGAAUAUGGUCGCCAAUAACUCAAACGCUUCGAACGACACCACUUCUUUUGAAGAAACCCCGACAGCAAAUACUAACAGGGUUCCGAUUAAAGAGGCCAAACAAAGCUCUCUGGCGAGCUCAUCUUCCGUGGGUAACAGUGGAGGAACCCCUUCACAAAGCAACUCUAAUAAUGCUGGAUCGACAAUGAAAGAGAGGAAGAAGAGUUUGAUGACAAGGUUUAUUCCAGGAAGGGGAGCAGGUACUAGAUAUUGUCUGCACGUGCAUCACGUUUACAUGUUGUUUGUUUCAGAAGGGAAACGAACUGGUUUCGCAAGGUCUGAAGAAGUUGGCAUUCCUGGUAACUUGUCAUCGGAUCGGCUUGCUGAGCCGACUCCUCCCUUUCUGAAACAGGCCAGCAAAGAGAGCACCGAUUCCGCGCAUUCAGACAAGUUUGCACGCCAAUGGUAAUUCCCUCCCUGAGUGACGUCCUUUUCAGUUGGCUUCCAGUACUCGCUGAUGGUCCGCUUGGUACAUUUGUCGACAAUCUCGGUCCCGGACAAGUGGUCGGUCGGCAAGUGCUCGCUUCGCCGGUGCUCGGAGAAAUUCAAAUCGGUUUGAUGGCCGGCCGCAGCGGGAUCGAUGUUGAGAUAAUCAAGGCAAAGAAUUUGGUGGUAAAGCCGGGAGGCAAAGUGUGUCCAGGUAAUUUGAAUGCUUAUGUAAAUGCUAGUUUUUUGAUUUCAGCUCCCUACGUAAAAGUGUAUCUCAUGGAGGGAAAACAGUGUGUAGCAAAAGCAAAAACGAAUGCUGCCACUAAAACUACAAGUCCGCUGUUUCAGCAACAUUUGAUAUUCAACGACAAUCCAAAAAACAAAACGCUUCAGGUUUUUGACCAUUUUUAAAACGUCCCCCCAAAAUACCUAUGUUUUUUUUCAGGUAACUGUGCUUGGUGAUUACGGUCGUAUGGAGAGAAAAGUAUUCAUGGGAAUCUCCCAAAUCCGAUUACAAGACCUCGAACUCGGACCUCAACCACUUAUAGGGUGGUAUAAACUAUUUCAUAGUUCCUCAUUAGCCGGCACCGGACCGGUCCGCAAAGAUUCAGACGUGUCAGUUGGAGGUGCUCAACAGUGA